Molecule: messenger RNA, 325 nt
Organism: Dentiscutata heterogama
Lineage: Eukaryota; Fungi; Glomeromycota; Glomeromycetes; Diversisporales; Gigasporaceae
Source: the annotation of a GenBank genome assembly
AUGGAAAAGAUUUCAAAUCAAUUCUCUAAAGAUAAAAAAGAUAAUACCCCAAGUACUGAUGGCAUAGAUGGAAUUACUAAAGGUAUAUCAGAAUUGUUUUUAAAUUUGGCUAAAGCUACUAAAGUUAUUAAAAAAUCUCAAUGCAGAUGUUCUAUCUAUAAUAAGAUAGGUCAUACUUUUCGCACUUGUUCUAAAAGAAAAAAAGCAGAAGAAAAACUUAUACAAGAACUCAAGGAAGCCAGAGCUCAACUAAGGCAAACGACCACCCAAAAACUAUCUUCCACAGAUCUAAAAAUUAGUGAAAACAACCCUUACACUAAGUCAG